Molecule: messenger RNA, 246 nt
Organism: Paramecium tetraurelia
Lineage: Eukaryota; Ciliophora; Oligohymenophorea; Peniculida; Parameciidae
Exons: 2
Source: RefSeq, a predicted model, not a curated record
AUGAGUCAUAGCUCUAUGGAAUAAAGGAAUGGGUAGUUGUUAGUGAUGACAAUCCAAAUAGAUGACAAACGAAGUGGUAGAAUAGAUGUAUUCGAAGGAGAUGAUCCUGAAAUACUGGCACGGGAUUUUUGCAUUAAAUAUAACUUAAAUUAAAGAGUGGCACCAUUACUGAUAGAUAAUAUUCAGAAACAAAUUUCAAUAGCACAAAAGGAACGCAUGAAUAUGGUUCAAUACGUAAGAAGUUGA